GGAAGCUGCAGUCAAGCUAGCUGAAACGUCUGUUUGCUAAAAGUUCUACUACACAAAAACACCGACUGUUUUUUAAAAUGUUUAUUUAUUGUGUUUUUUACGAUAACAUUUUCAUAAUUACUCGUUACCCUGUCAGAAAUGUGUUCUCCCCAAAGAGUGCCAUCGCUGAAAAACGUUCCCUGUUUAAGCUCAUGUUUUAUUUUGAGAGCGAAAAUACAACCGGAGGGGCCAUGACAAAUCGUUUCAUCGCAGCUGACUUUACACCGGCUGAAAUAGCACGUAGCAAUCUACGCUUUACUGACGGAAAGUGUUUUGCAUCAGAAGACAGAUACAACACUGUAACUGCACGUCAACUGAACGGGUCCGUUUACCAAAGCUGGCGCCUACAAGCUCCUGAGGAGCUGUGCUAGUCUCUUACCUGAUCUGACACUCCAUCCUCAUCAUCAUCACAUCUACUGAUCCACUGACCUGCCAGCAUGGCUAACACAGACUCAGUCAGUGUGCGGGUCUUCUCUCUGAACUGCUGGGGAAUCCGCUACCUCAGCAAGCACUGUCCUCAGCGCUAUGCCAUGAUUGGAGAUCUGUUGUGCAAGGAAGAGCAUGAUAUUGUCUUACUGCAAGAGGUAUGGAGCGAGAAAGACUAUUUGUCCUUGAAGAAGAAACUUGCCUGUAGUCAUCCUCACUCACAUUACUUUAAAAGUGGAGUGAUCGGCAGCGGUCUGGCCAUUUUCUCCAAAUACAGAGUCCAUGAUACUUUUGUGUAUCGUUACUCGCUGAAUGGGUAUCCCUACAUGGCUCACCAUGGAGACUGGUUUGGAGGUAAAGCUGUCGGGCUGGCCGUCUUGAACAUUGGUAGCCUGACUGCAAAUGUCUAUGUUACUCAUCUGCAUGCUGAGUACUGCAGGGACAAAGACUCCUACCUACCUCACAGAGUGGUUCAGGCCUGGGAGCUGCAGCAGUUCAUUCGCCACACCUCUGCUGGAGCAGAUGUGGUGAUCUUAGGUGGUGACCUUAACAUGCACCCUCAGGACCUUGGGAACAGACUACUGAGGACUUACACUGGACUCAAAGACUCUUUUUUAGAGACUGCUAAGUUUGAAGGAUGUGAGGAUGGUUUGACUCUAAUAGCCGACAACCCUUUCAUCACUAUAAAAGAGCUCGGUCCCUUCGAGAAGGGAAUUCGAAUCGACUACAUCCUCUACAAGGGUUCCCCAAAAUCGGACAUCUCUUGUAAUUUCAUGUGCACUACUAAAGGCUCCGUCCCUGACCAUCCGUUCCCGUACUCUGACCAUGAGGCUCUGACAGCUGAACUCAGACUGAAGACACAAAGUGUAACUGAUGCAGGAAGCGACGGCCAAUCAAAGAAGCAGGACUCUGCUGCAGAGAAGGUGGCCGAGCUGGUUGACAUUGUGACGGAGGCUCGUACUGAAGUGAAGGUGGGUUUACACUGUGCAGAGAGGAUGCGCUACACGGCAGCACGCACUGGAGUGAUGGGGUUAGCUCUGCUGAUUCUAGAGCUGGCCAUCGCUGCCGUGCCCUGGCUGGCUCUGGGAGCAGAGCAGCCUUUCCCUCGCACCUCCUUCUACCUGCUGGCUGCGCUCUGCUUCGCCAUCCUGCUGACCACCACUCUGCUGUACAUCUUCUACACCAUGGAGCUGAAAUCUCUGCAGGGGGCCGAGGACCAGAUGAGGCUGGCUGUUGGAAGUCUGCAGGAGAAACUCCGGGGUUUUCCUCUGGCUCAGCCUCACAAUCCUCAGAGGAGAUCCCCAGAAGGCCAGGAACCUAAAGCCUUUGACCCAGAGGAAUAAAUGAAGAGCCAAGUGGGUCAAAGUGGGCUAUCUGAAGGAAGCCUUUGAAGAGAGCUUUAAGAUGAAUGUUUAAAGGAGCCAUUUAUCCUCUGAAUGUAUUUUAUCCUCUUAAGAUUUAGGUUUGUGCUGCAGAAUGAAGGAGCUUUUGAAGGACUUUCUGAGAGUAGUGCGGGGCACAUGCUUCUACAUAUUUUUUAUACUUUUUAUAUACUCAUCUUUAGCCUAUUUUAACCUCUAGAGUUCCCUUUAUGCACCUCAGCAUACAUGCUGCCUGUCACAUGGUUUACUUCUGUGCUACUGCUCCUCUUUAAGGCCACAAAUGUGAUGAUGUGUUAUUUUUAAGCCCCAAGUCCCACUUUGCAUUCCACCCAGUGGUAGUUUGAGCGGGACCAGUUGUUUCUGUUUUUAAUUCCGGUAUUCCCUUUUGUGAAUUAGAGAGUGCACCAACCAAUCAGAAUGGUUACAGAUUGCUCCCGUAUUUACCUUCAGACAGUAGGUAUCCUCUGCAGGUGAGACAACGACACUCCCACAGUUGUAGUUGAACUUUUUGGUCAGUAACGGUUUGUUUAGUAACAUUUUAAUGUUUUCUGCAGGACAGAUCACUGAGAGCUCCCAGUAGCACUUAAACGCACCAGUGUGGAUUUUACAGUGUACUAUAGAGUAGGAAAAAGGACAGACUCACUCCUCAUACUUCUGUUAUCUCGUCACUGUAAAGUAUCUUCACGUUAGAGACAAUCUACACUCUUCUCUGAAAGUCUAGCUGUGGGAAUGCACUUAAGUCUUACACACUUUUAACUUUUGACCUUUUUGGCCUGUUUUACAAGAUAUCAUGUACUGUAGAGAAAUUAUUAUUGCUUAUUAUGUCUUUAGUGUGCAGUGCACUCACUUGACUAACCAGAUAAACCACUUCCUUUUACGUGUGCUUAGAAAUGAUUUACUGUUCUGUGUUGCUUUAAAACAGUGCUAUGACUCAUCAAGAGCCUAUUAAUGAAGGAUGAUUUUGAAAUUUAAUUCUUAACUUUAAUUCAUAAUGUUCAUUCCAGUUGUAAAUUGUGAUGGGCAUUAUUAUGAAAGCAAUAAUAAAGAAUUUAUUCCCAUCUC
Molecule: messenger RNA, 2909 nt
Organism: Notolabrus celidotus (New Zealand spotty)
Lineage: Eukaryota; Metazoa; Chordata; Actinopteri; Labriformes; Labridae
Gene: smpd2b
Product: sphingomyelin phosphodiesterase 2b
Exons: 12
Coding region: 477-1808 (443 amino acids)
Cellular component (GO): cytoplasm
Molecular function (GO): sphingomyelin phosphodiesterase activity
Source: RefSeq, a predicted model, not a curated record